Messenger RNA from Camellia sinensis, 483 nucleotides. The record is from RefSeq and is a predicted model, not a curated record. Lineage: Eukaryota; Viridiplantae; Streptophyta; Magnoliopsida; Ericales; Theaceae.
AUGCAUUGGUGGCAAACUCCCUUCUCUUCUUCCUCAGCUUCACAUUCACCUUCAUCUUCAUCUUCAACUUCACCUUCAUCCACGAAGCGUCAUUCCGAUGAUAGUGCUUUGAAAAACAAGAUAUUCUCCUUUCGCAGCCGAGUCUUCCGCUCCAAUCAGCCCCGCCUCACGCGCUCCAGUAGGCUUCGCUACCCUACCAAGGACCACCCUGACCUCCUAUGGCGCUCUCCCAGCGUUCAGAAUCAGUCCUCCUCCUCCUCCUCCUCUGUUGUUCCUCAGCCUUUGCCUCUUCCUGAAUUGGCCGUGUUGCUCCGCCAUGACGCCUCGCCUCGUAACCUCAGCUCCAGCCCCGUCAAUGUUCCUCUUCCAUCGCCCAAAGAGCGGCUGAGCAGCGGCGGAGAGGACACAGAAAGAGAAAGAGACGGUUUGACCGUUGAUACAAAUGAAUAUGGAGUCUCGCCCACCUCUGGAUCUGGCAGGUAA